AUGGAAAUGGCAACACUGCAUGGGUACCAAAACAGAAUGAUACAGCUCCAUCAUUCACAGUCGAUCUUCUAUCAACCUACAUAAUAACAGCUAUCCUUGUACAAGGUGGUGGGAUAACCUCAGGAUCAUAUGUCAAAACUUUAACUGCUCAGAUGAGUCCUGAUGGUGCAGUUUAUAGAAGAUACCUGGAUGAUAACGACACUCCAUAUUAUUUGCCUGCAAAUGAUAAUGAUUUUGAGAUUAAAAAAAUUGGGUUACCAGAACCAAUUCAAACAAGGUUCUUGCGCCUCAAAAUAGAGGAUUUUGAAGGAAAAGAGCCCAGCUUUAGAUUUGAAUUAAUUGGAUGCCCUGCAAAGGUUCAAACAACAACUAUGACAACAGGUCAACCAUCAAUUGUGACUACAGCUCAAACGACAGCUGUGACUACAGCCAAACCAUCAGCUGUUUCAACAGCUCAACCACCAGCUGUAACAACAGGUCAACCAUCAGUUGUGACAACAGCUCGACCACCAACUGUAACAACAGGUCAACCAUCAAUUGUAACCACAGGCAAACCAUCAGUUGUAACAACAGGUCAACCAUCAGGUGUUACAACAGCUCAACCAACAGUUGUAACAACAGUUGUACCAUCAGUUGUAACCACAGGAAAACCAUCAGUUGUAACAACAGCUCAACCAACAGCUAUGACUACAGGUCAACCAUCAGUUGUGACAACAGCUCAACCACCAGCUGUAACAACAGGUCAAACAUCAGUUGUAACAACAUCACCCCAAACAGCUAUGACUACAGGUCAGCCAUCAGUUGUUACAACUCAACCACCAGCUGUAACAACAAGUGUACCAUCAGUUGUGGAAACAGCUCAACCAACAGCUCUGACAACAGGUCAACCAUCAAUUGUGAAAACAGCUCAACCAACAGCAUUAACAACAGGUCAACCAUCAGUUGUUACAACAGCUCAACCACCAGCCAUAACAACAGGUGUACUGUCAGUUGUAACCACAGGGAAACCAUCAGUUGUAACAACAUCUCAACCAACAGUUAUAACAACAGGUCAACCAUCAGUUGUAACGACAGAACCCCAAACAGCUGUGACUACAGGUCAACCAUCAGUUGUUACAACAGCUCAACCACCAGCUGUAACAACAGGUGUACCAUCAGUUGUUAAAACAGCUCAACCAACAGCUAUGACAACAGGUCAACCAUCAGUUGUAACCACAGGAAACCCACCAGUUGUAACAACAGCACAACCAACAGCUAUGACGACAGGUCAACCAUCGGUUGUUACAACCGCUCAACCACCAGCUGUAACAACAGGUGUACCAUCAGUUGUGAAAACAGCUCAACCAACAGCUAUGACAACAGGUCAACCAUCAGUUGUAACCACUGGAAAACCAUCAGUUGUGAAAACAGCUCAACCAACAGCUAUGACAACAGGUCAACCAUCAGCUGUAACGACAGCUCAACAAACAGCUUUGACUACUGGUCAACCACCAGCUGUAACAACAGGUCCACCAUCAGUUGUGACAACAACUCAACUACCAGCUGUAACAACAGGUGUGCCAUCAGUUGUAACCACAGGAAAACCAUCAGUUGUAACAACAGCUCAACCAACAGCUAUAACAACAGGUCAACCAUCAGUUGUAACGACAGCUCAACAAACAGCUAUAACAACAGGUCAACCAUCAGUUGUGACAACAGCUCAACCACCAGUUGUAACAACAGGUGUACCAUCAGUUGUGGAAACAGCUCAACCAACAGCUAUGACAACAGGUCAGCCAUCAGUAGUAACCACAGGAAAACCAUCAGUUAUAACAACAGCUCAACCAACAGCUAUGACAACAGGUCAAUUAUCUGUUGUAACCACAGGCAAGCCAACAGCUAUAACAACAGGUCAGCCAUCAGUUGUAACAACAGCACACCAAACAGCUAUAACAACAGGUCAACCAUCAGUUGUGACAACAGCUCAACCACCAGCUAUAACAACAGGUGUGCCAUUAGUUGUAACCACAGGAAAACCAUCAGUUGUAACAACAGCUCAACCAACAGCUAUAACAACAGGUCAACCAUCAGUUGUAACGACAGCUCAACAAACAGCUAUAACAACAGGUCAACCAUCAGUUGUGACAACAGCUCAACCACCAGCUGUAACAACAGGUGUGCCAUCAGUUGUAACCACAGGAAAACCAUCAGUUGUAACAACAGCUCAACCAACAGCUAUAACAACAGGUCAACCAUCAGUUGUAACAACAGCUCAACAAACAGCUAUAACAACAGGUCAACCAUCAGUUGUGACAACAGCUCAACCACCAGCUGUAACAACAAAUCAACCGUCAGUUGUUACAACAGCUCAACCACCAUUUGUAACGACAGGUGUACCAUCAGUUGUGGAAACAGCUCAACCAACAGCUAUGACAACAGGUCAACCAUCUGUUGUAACCACAGGCAAGCCAACAGCUAUAACAACAGGUCAACCGUCAGUUGUAACAACAGCACACCAAACAACUAUAACAACAGGUCAGCCAUCAGUUGUGACAACAGCUCACCCAACUGCUAUUACUACAGGCCAACAAACAGUUGUAACAACAGGUCAUCCAUCUGUUGUGACUACUGCUUUACCUACAGUCAUGACAACAGGUCUGCUAUCUGUUGGAACAACAUCCCAACCACCAGUAGUAACCACACUGUUCAAGAUGACAACAUCUGCAAAAUGUUUUAGUGGUGAAUUUACAUGUAGCACCAAUAACCAAUGCGUUCCUGGACGUGUUGUAUGUGACCAGUCAUGCGAUUGUCAAGACUGCUCUGAUGAAGAUAUGUGUGGUUCUACAACUACUCGAAAAAAUGUUAAUGCUGAGGGGACAACCGCUGAAGGGACAACUGCUUUUGAAUCAACAACCAGUAUGAGAAGAUAUACAACAGUUCCUACAACUGUCAUCAUUCACCCAAAUGUUACUACAUUACCUUACACAAGUCAGCAAAGAACUAGUGUUUAUGUACCAACAACAACUAUAUUAUUACCAACAACUACCGGGGGCCCUGGAUCAACAAUUUUACAAACCACAGGUUUAGCAACAUCGGUCUCAACAACAUCCAAUACCUUACAUACCACUAUUGGCCAAAAAACAACCGUUGGUCAACAACCAACGACUGGUCAACAAAUAAUCACUGAACAACAAACAGCAGCUGGUGAACCAGUUACUACUGGUCAAACCACUAGUGUUCAACCAACCACUAGUCAAGAAAAGACUACCUUUCAAACAUUCACCGAAGGCCAAUCAACAUCUAUCAAUGUUCAAACUACUGGUCAACAAAUUAUCACUGGCGAAGCAAUCACCACUGGUCAACAACUGACCAGUGGCCAAGCAAUCAUCACUGGUCAACAACUGACCACAGGUCAUCAAGCAACCACUGGUCUACCAACAAUCACUGGUCUACCAACCACAGCCGGUUUACCAACGAUCACUGGUCAACCAACCACCAUUGGUCUAUCAACCACAGCCGGUUUACCAACGAUCACUGGCCAACCAACAACCACUGGUCUACCAGCAACAACUGGUCUACUAACCACCACUCAUGAGAUAACCUCUGCAGAACCACAAACUACCACAGUUAUCACAACUAAUUUAAAAACAACAACAAUUUCUGUGACAACACACAAGCCAACAGCUACUGUACCCACCACACCUUGCCAGUUCGCAGAGUGGGGCUUGUGGAGUAAUUGCAGCGUCGCAUGUGGUACCGGAAACCGUACUAGGUCACGUAGCUUCCUCAACCAGGCAGACUGCCAAGUUACAGACGAUAACUAUGAGACAGAAUUUUGUAAUGACAAAGCUUGCCCAACUGAUGGAAACUGGACGCCAUGGGGUAGAUGGUCCGACUGCUCUGCCACCUGUAAUGGCGGUUCAUCAUUCCGCUAUCGCAACUGUACCAACCCACCACCCAAAAACAAUGGACGUUAUUGUGAUGGAGAUCCAAUUGAGCAGAUAGUAUGCAAUUCAACUCCGUGUGAAGAAAAAUGUGAGAACGGUAAAGUUUAUGACAGCAAUUGUACAAGCUGCCCUUACUUCUGUUCUGAUCUGCAAGUCGGCAGUCGCUGCGCUGAGCAAGUAUGCGAGCCAGGGUGUCGUUGCCCCGAUGGAUUUUUGGAGCAAGAUGGACAUUGUGUUGAGCAAUCUCGGUGUGACUGCUUGGAUGAAAAUGGCCUAAGUUAUCCAGCAGGCUUCAUUUACAGUGAUGAAUGCGUGAACUGCACAUGUACCGAUGGUUAUCUAAUGUGUGAUGAGUUGGAUUGUGCUGUUGAUUGUGGCUGGAGUACUUGGUCGGAGUGGACUGACUGCACAGCUGACUGUGGCAUUGGACAAACGACUCGAUUCAGGUCUCCAAAUAAUCCUCCACCUGCAAAUGGUGGAGCUGAAUGUGAAGGUGAAGAAGCUGAAAGUAAGAAAUGCGACUCCGGUGUUGAGUGCCCAACCCAUUGUGAAUAUAAUGGAAGAAUCUAUGAAGACGGUGAGAAGGUUACCGAAGAUCUCUGCAAUGAAUGUAUCUGUAAGUCUACUGAGCUAGUUUGUACCAACAACACCUGUGAUGGGGCGUGGUCGCCGUGGUCACCAUGGUCCUGCUGCAAUGCCACCUGCGAUGGUGGAAAACGUCUACGUAGCCGCUCUUGUUCCAUGCCAUACCCAAGCAAUGGUGGAAUGCCUUGCAGCUCAGAUAUGGAGACAGAACUGGAAGAUUGCAACACCGAACCAUGUCCUGUACAUGGUAAUUGGUGUGAGUGGAGUGAUUGGACUGAAUGCAGUGAAGAUUGUGAUGGUGGUAGCAAGACCCGAUCACGUGAAUGUGAAUGUGAGGUACCACAGUUCGGAGGUCAGGAGUGUCCUGGAGGAGCUGACGCCAGUACUGAAUCUAUUAGCUGCAACAACUUGGCUUGUCCAGUUGAUUGUGUGUUUUCCGAAUGGAGCAAUUGGUCAGAGUGUCCAAGAACAUGUGGUAGUUCCACACAAGUACGCGAACGGUCACACAUUGGUCCUUUCAACGGCGGCAGCGAAUGCGUCGGUGAAACACGAGAUAUGCAGCAGUGUAAUCUGUUUGCAUGUGAUAGUUGUGACAGCCCAUUUGAGACUGUUUCAUGUGCAUCACCAUGCGAAAGGUCUUGCUUGGCCAGACAAAACUCAACCAUUGUAUGUAGUGAUACUGAUGUAUGCCGAGUGGGAUGCCAAUGCCCUGAUGGUUUGUUUGAAAGUAACGGUGACUGUGUGCAAGAAUGUCCUUGUAUAUAUCACGAUCCAAACACAGAUGAGACCAUCGAGCUAUCUCCAGGAGUUGAGAUCACAAACGACUGCAAUACAUGUACAUGUUCUGAUGGUCUAUUGAUGUGUUCCGAGGAUACCUGUGAUGGUAAGAUCAUUGGCCAAUGGAGCGAAUGGGGAUCAUGGUCAUCUUGUUUGGGACUGUGUGGUGAAGACGCUACACGUGCUCGCUACCGUUCUUGUAACAACCCUCUGCCUAGUCCAUCUUUUGAAGAUGGUGGCAGUGGCUGUGGAGGAGUUAUGGAAGAUGUGGAACAUGAAGAAUGUGAUGACCUGCCACCCUGUCCAAUUGAUUGUGGAUACACCCUGUGGUCUGAUUGGGGAGCCUGUAGUGCUCCAUGUAGUGGUGGAACUCAUACACGGUCACGUACUAGCGGAAAUCCUCCAGCAUCGAAUGGUGGCAGGUACUGCACUGAAGACCUCUCACAGACACAGGCAUGCAACGUCGAAGCUUGCCCAGGAGAGAAGUGUGAAGACAUUGGUCGAGUAUAUAGUGAAUGUGCCAAUGCAUGUGAGCGAGAAUGUUCGGAUCGGCAUAACUUUGUUACUUGCAUCGAAGAAGCCUGCAAACCUGGAUGCCGAUGCCCAGAGGGUCAGUUACUUCAAGAUGACCAGUGCGUUCCUAUUAUGGAUUGUCGAUGUGAUUUGCCAGAUGAGUAUACGAAGCAGCAGACUUCGACAAAAGCACCGUCUUCUAGUCUUGGGUUGGGUUUCCCUAUUGGUAGUGGACCAAACGGAGCAUUCAUGCCAAAUGAUACUGUAUCUUUCGAGUGUAAUGAGUGCACAUGCUUAGGGGGCCACUUUGAAUGCACUGGCAUACCAUGUCCAUACUUUGGGCAGUGGAGUGAAUGGACCGCCUGCACAUUAGAAUGCAAUGGAGGAGUACAUGAACGUACCCGAACGUGUUUCAACGAAGCCGGCGAUGAUUACGAUUGUGAAGGACCUACAACAGAAGAAAAGCCUUGCAAUGAAAACCCUUGUCCACAGGAUUGUGUAUACUCUGAAUGGGGUGACUGGAGCAAUUGUAGCGCUUUGUGUGAUGGUGGUAUAUCAUCACGUAUCCGAAUCAUUAACAUACCGAGUGCCAAUGGUGGAGAUGAGUGUUCUGAUGUCACCACUCAACGCCAAAACUGCAAUGUUGACCCAUGUUCAGACGAAUGUCCUGCUGGUAUGGUAAAAGACGACUGUGCCAACCGCUGCCCAAGCACCUGUUCCGAUCUCCAUGAUGAUUCAAGCUGCAGUUUGGAUGAAUGUUUACCUGGUUGUCACUGUCCAGGUGAUAUGGUUCUUCAAGAUGGAAUCUGUGUCACUCCUGACAGUUGUCGCUGCAUAGUCGACAUCUCUGUAUUUGGUGAAAAUCUGCCAGAUAUUCCAGAUGAUGUCACACCAGUUGAACUUCCAAACGAUCUUCUUGAAUUCCCACCAGGAGUGGUUUUACAAAAGCAAUGUAACACUUGUACUUGUGAUGGCGGUUCCUUUAAAUGUACUGAAGCUGACUGUAGAGUUGAUUGUGGCCUAAGUGAAUGGUCCGAAUGGAGUGAAUGUUCACGAACAUGUGGUAAAGGCAUCAGGACCCAUACACGAACUGCCAACAAUCCAUCAGCCCAGUACGGAGGCUUGGAAUGUGAAGGUGAACUCGUUGAGACUGAAGAAUGUGAUGAUGCUCCGUGUCUGUGUGGUGAAAAUGAAGUAUGGACCAACCAGGCAACCACAUGUGUGCCAACAUGCGCCACAAUGCAUGACGUAAUUGAAGUGAUGAUCGAGGAGCCGUUCCAGGCAUGCAUGUGCUCCCCAGGUUAUUACCGAAAUCAGGAUGGUGUCUGCGUCUUACCGACACAGUGCGAAUGCUUGGAUGAGGCUGGGAAUGUCUAUGAAGCUGGCUCAUUGACACCUUCUGAGGACAAAUGUGAGACGUGUUUAUGUGUCAAUGGACGUGAAGAAUGUACUUCUAACUGCCCAGAACCACCAGUUUGUGAAAGGGGUUUCACAUUAGUUGAAGAGCCAGGCCAGUGCUGUCCUGUAUGUCGCGAGGUCCAUGAACCAGGUACUUGUAAAAUGAUUGAACAAGUUAUAAACGUCACUAACGAACAAGGGUGUGUUGCCCCCGAUGUUCCAGUGACAAUGUGUGAUGGGCGCUGUAAGUCCAGCACAACCAUCUUACUUCAUGAACCCUACAUUCAGUACAACUGCAAGUGUUGUCGUGGCACGUAUGGCGGGGAAGGCGAGACCAAUGCUUACGACCGCAUCACGUUAACAUGCCCUGAUGGAUCAACCACGCAUGCGAUCAUCGCUCGUAUCUCUAAGUGUGAAUGUACCGAGGGGUGUGGCAAUGAAUAACGAUGUUCAAAAGAUUUUGCCACAGACAGACGAGAUAUGAACCUGCCGUUUUUCUGUAGUUCGACUAGUUCAGCUGCUAAGGACCAAAAAGAAGAUUGAUGACCUUUGAAUUAUGGAUUAUUCGCUAAAGUAGUAAUUUAUUUAAUGAUGUAGAUUGAUAUAUUCUAGAUUUUUAUGAAUGUAGGCGUAUUUCUGAAUCUAUGUCAAUCAAUCAAUAAAUUAUUUAAUUAAAGUUCUCAUGCAAUAUGAAA
Molecule: messenger RNA, 7894 nt
Organism: Anneissia japonica
Lineage: Eukaryota; Metazoa; Echinodermata; Crinoidea; Comatulida; Comatulidae
Product: mucin-5AC-like
Exons: 27
Coding region: 153-7643 (2496 amino acids)
Molecular function (GO): protein binding
Source: RefSeq, a predicted model, not a curated record